Molecule: messenger RNA, 1448 nt
Organism: Ziziphus jujuba (common jujube)
Lineage: Eukaryota; Viridiplantae; Streptophyta; Magnoliopsida; Rosales; Rhamnaceae
Product: two-pore potassium channel 1
Exons: 3
Coding region: 225-1289 (354 amino acids)
Biological process (GO): potassium ion transmembrane transport; stabilization of membrane potential
Cellular component (GO): plant-type vacuole membrane
Molecular function (GO): potassium ion leak channel activity
Source: RefSeq, a predicted model, not a curated record
UAUUUUAUUUAUUGUACGCGGCAACUGAAGAAAUUAGAAACCAUUCACUUUCAGAUCUUUCUGGAUUCUCUCACGAGCUUUUUGGCUUAAUCGAUUUUUCUCCAACUGAAUAAUCUGACUUCUGCAUAGAAUACCAAAAUCCGAAACCAACUUUAUACUGUUAGUGGACUAUGCAACAGUGCAGGUGCCUUUGUUCUUUGUUCUCAUUUUCCUGAACCAUCAUAAUGGCCUCUAAUGGUGUUAAAGAACCCUUGCUUUCGGGAAUAACAGAUGCUACAGCUCAAACACACAGAAAAGAUGCACCUAAGAGAAGAAUGUUCCAUCAUUCUAGAAGUGCUCCUCCUGCAGAUCAUAUUUCACAGGAUACAGCCGGCCUUGCCUCAGUUCCACGUUCUGAUUCCAUUUUUGGGAAUUUACACCCGAAUUUUCGUAAAAUGGCCAUCUUUUUUUUUGCCUACUUAGGUAUAGGAGCUGUAUGCUUCUACCUAGUUAGGCGCCAAAUUAAGGGAAAGAAGACGGAUGGAUUUCUUGAUGCCGUUUAUUUAUGCAUUGUGACAAUGACUACCGUUGGAUAUGGAGACUUGGUACCCAACAAUACUGUUUCAAAACUGCUUGCUUGUGCAUUUGUGUUCACAGGAAUGGCUCUAGGUGCCUUGAUACUGGGUAAAGCAGCAGACUAUUUGGUGGAGAAGCAGGAAAUAUUGCUUGUGAGGGCGAUGCAUAUGCAUCAAAAUGUACAUAAAAGUGAAAUUCUAAAAGAAGCUGAGACUCACAGAAUCAGAUACAAGUGCAUUAGUGUUUUUAUCCUUAUUUUGGUACUAAUUGUUGUUGGUACAACCUUUCUAGUCAUUGUUGAGAAAUUCGAUGUUGUGGAUGCAUUUUAUUGUGUUUGUUCUACCAUCACAACCUUGGGGUAUGGAGAUAAGAGCUUCUCGACUAAAGCAGGACGCAUUUUUGCAGUUUUCUGGAUAUUAACAAGUACUAUUUGCUUAGCUCAGUUUUUCCUUUACAUUGCUGAGCUUAACACUGAGAAGAGGCAAAGGGCAUUGGUCAAGUGGGUUCUUACGCGUAGGGUAACAAAUUUAGAUUUGGAGGCAGCUGAUUUGGAUGACGAUGGAAGGGUUGGGCUUGCUGAAUUCAUCGUGUAUAAGCUCAAAGAGAUGGGAAAGAUCACCCAGGAAGAUAUAAAACUUGUAACGGAGGAGUUUGAAAAUCUCGAUGUUGAUCAGUCGGGAACCUUGUCUGCAUCUGAUAUAAUGCUUGCUCAAUCAUCUCAAACUGAGAGAUAACAAACAACAUGAUGUGGUUUUUCACUUGUGAAAUGGUGAAAGAUCUUGAGAGCAACCUAACAGCUAUUCUUUGAGUUCGUCUUCUGUAAUGCAUAUGUAUAACAUAAUGUAUUUGAGUGCUUUAUAUAUACUUAUGGUAUAUUUUGUUUUGGCUUGUAA